This is a messenger RNA of Rhizopus microsporus ATCC 52813, 912 nucleotides long. RefSeq lists its product as uncharacterized. The transcript has 4 exons. Gene Ontology annotation, molecular function: guanyl-nucleotide exchange factor activity. Lineage: Eukaryota; Fungi; Mucoromycota; Mucoromycetes; Mucorales; Rhizopodaceae. Bases 1 to 912 code for a protein of 303 amino acids. The record is from RefSeq and is a predicted model, not a curated record.
AUGACACAUCAAAGAGCGCGACUUACAAAAUCUAAAUCAGCUUCUUCUACUACUGCACUUCAGACAUUAGAAAUAACUACAACAGCUGUUGUUACUGAUAAUGACCAAACAUUAGAGGAUGUAGAUAGCCGCAAACAGCUACAUCACCAUCACUACCAUCAUAUACGUUCACCUGCAUUUGUGGCCAAUAGUUCACCUUUGCCUUCUCCUGAGCAACUAGAGACAACAGAACUAUUACCUCCUCCUUUGAAAUGUACCUCAGAGGCUGUAGUUGCACUUCAGGAUGCAGUCAAAGAAGCAAAUGAAAAUAUAAAGAAACCAACUGUGCCUGUUACUGAAUGUGAGAUACUUCAAAGCUCCUUUUUCUCUGCUAUUUUGUUGAUUCAAUGGUCAAAUGUAAUUGGACCCAAAGUGGAUAAAGUAUGGUCGGCGGAACCAGUAGAUGAGAAGACGCAGAUGAUGAUUGCCAGACAAGUGCUCAAUGGAGAGAUAGGCUCUUGUUCAAUUGAGUCCAAAUGGGUAUUGCUACAAUCUAUGAUGUGUACAGCGUUUUUAUUCGAAGAUCCUACCGUUCGAUCAUUAUUUGCUAUUGUCUUGGUGGUGCCUACAAGAUACCAAAAGAACUUUUCACAAUAUUUUCAAUUGCUCAAAGACCGUGUGCCAAUUCAGUUAGUUCAACCUCUUAUUCAUUUACGAAAGAUGCAGAAAAGAGAGAGUAUUGCGUGGUCAACAGUAUUAGAUUAUUUUACCGUCAACUGGCUAAUACCCUUUGUGACAUCCAUCAUGGAUUUAGAAUCAGUUUCUUUACCUAUGGAUUGUAUAAAGACUAGUAAUACAAUGUUGGAUAAUGAAUCAAAACAGAUGCUAGAUUCACCGUUUAUUGCCAAGUUUGUAAACUUAUUAUUUCUUUAA